Molecule: messenger RNA, 2304 nt
Organism: Penicillium canariense
Lineage: Eukaryota; Fungi; Ascomycota; Eurotiomycetes; Eurotiales; Aspergillaceae
Product: MKT1 family protein
Exons: 7
Coding region: 1-2304 (767 amino acids)
Biological process (GO): mismatch repair; DNA double-strand break processing; DNA recombination
Cellular component (GO): nucleus
Molecular function (GO): 5'-3' DNA exonuclease activity; 5'-flap endonuclease activity
Source: RefSeq, a predicted model, not a curated record
AUGCCGAGUGAACCCUCUUCUACCUUAGUCCGUCCUCUCGAUGAAUGGGCUGUGGGCCGCACCCAGUCCCUCCCCCUCUCCGCUUUGAAGGGCGCAGUUGUCGGUCUCGAUGCAUCGCACUACAUCCAACAACACCUGGUGAACCAGUCGACCCGGGAAGCCCUGCUGGGUGCUCUGGGCGGCUUUCCCUUUGCCUUGAAGGCCAACAUCGAGAAGGAGCUGCAGACAUUCAAGAGCCUGGGUGUUGGAUGCAUCUUCGUUUUCAAUGGUCUAGACUUUGGCAAGAAAGACGAAAAGCCUCGCAACCAGUCCGCAUCUGCGCGCUCCUUCGAGCAGGCCUGGGAGCUCUAUGACCAGCAACAAGCUGACCAAGUCGUGGAUGCCUUCAGCAAUGCCGGUAUGACAACCUUUUCUGCUUCAAUGUCAGAGAUCUGGUCCCCUUCUCUGCCGGCCAGGGUCAUCUGUACCUGGCCGCCGAUCUCCCCAAUCGACGCUGACGAUAAUACCUCAGGGACCCCACCCCCGGAAACCCUCUAUAAGUUCCUGCAGCGGAUUCUCUCCCAGAAUGGCGUCUCCUUCAUGGUGGCACCCUAUAGUGCGGCUGCGCAGCUUGCUUACCUCGCUCGUGGCGCCAACCCCGUUAUCGAUGCCGUUUACGGACCCUCCGAAGCCCUUCUGUUCGACAUCGAUAAGCUUGUGACUCGUAUUGAGACUGAGCCGGCACAAUUUACCUGGCUCACGAAGCAGACUUGCCAGGAAGAGCUAGGCCGCCUGUCCAAUGACCAAUUCCUCGACUUUUGCCUGCUCCUCGGCUCCCCGUUCCUGCGUUCCUUCCCCCUCUUCGAGAACCCGGCCUUCCCCGGAAAGCUCCCUACGGUCCGCGAUGCGCUGCCCAUGUUUAAUGCCGCUGGGAGGAGCGCCUUGACCCUGUGUGCUCAGUUUGAAGAAGAGCGUCGCAUGCAGGAGCUUCAAUACGCAUCGCGGUACAAGCGGGCCUAUAUGAUCGUGAAGCACCAUGUGUAUAUCGCUAUUGAUGGACGUGUCGGUCCCAUGGACCAGGAAACCACUUCCUCGGAUAUGCACGAGCUCAUCGGCCAGCGCCUCCCCGAGGAGCUGUAUUUCUACCUGUCCAAGGGCGUUUUAGGCCCAGACGUACCGAAUUUCCUUACAUCAGGCGAAGUGCGCGUUCCCCUUCCACUGGGUACAGAAGAUUCUGAGGUCUUCCGUCAACUCGUGGGCGAAACUCUCACUCCGAUCCGGACGCAGUCCAUUGGUCUUCUGGCCAAUUCCCUCCACAGAUUCUACCAGACUAAAGUUAUCACCAUUCGCCCGUGGUUUGAUGAAAGCUCAGAAGAGAGGCAGAUCAACCUCAAGGGCCUCCCGUCGGUCAAGGAAACCAUUCAAGCCUGGAAAAUCCCCGGUGAUCAACUCCCUGAGAGCGUUAAGCAGUUGCAGGCGCCUCGUGGGUCCUUCAAGUUCGCCCUUCAGAGCUUGAAUAACUCUGACUUUGUGUCAAAGUCAUUCGCCAACAGAGAGACUCCUACCUUGUCAUCGCAAGAGGAUAUACUUUCGAACGUUUCGUGGCGGUUCCUGCAACUACGUGGAUACGUUGACGACAAGCACAAGCUAACUUCGUGGGGCAAGUGCCUAGAGCAAGCCCUCUCGGCUGUGGAUCCUGCCGAUAACCUAGAGGAUGCUAUUUUCCUUGCCAUUGAGAUGCUUCGUAUGGAUCUUCUCAACACUAAGCACUGGUUUUCACAUGUAUCUGGUGGCCCAAUGAGAGGCUCAGAGGAGGACAAGACUUUCAACAUGCUGGUAUCUCGUGUGGCCUGCAUCGCAAAGCUGCAGCAUAAGGCUAUCGGAUAUUCCGGCCCUUUGAGCCGGCAGCUCCUUUGCUACCGCUCUCUCAUUUCCGAAGUGCGCUCUGCACUGAGGAAUCUUGUUGAGGUGGUUCUGACUGGUCUGCUCCUCAGCGGCGAUGCUGAUCGGGACCGUAAUGACUGGGUUGAGAUGGGAAUUAAGUUGCCUUUUAUUGACGACAAUGACUGCGGCCUCGGUAUUGCCGUUCGCACCUACCUGGAUGAUCUUCCCCUCCAGGCGAACCCAACUUCGCCCGAGGCCCGCGCGGAGGUCAAGUCAAAGGGCAAGGAAUGGUUCCAACACAGCGAGAGCUUCACCGGGAAUCUGGAUUUGGCUUUCAAGCUUUGGGAUGCGGUCUACAAGGGAACGCAGAAUGCGAGCAAGGAGUUCAAGGAGGCAAAGCUUUGGGAAGAUGCCAACAAGUGGUUGGCGGAACGGCGAUGA